UAUCUGUCCAUAAUAUGUUGAUGCCUCAACCGGUUCAAGCCUUCUUCACAAACUACAACCAUGGCAGAAACCCAAGAAACAGAGAGAAAUGAGCACAACAUGGAGCAAAUGGAAAAAGAAGAUGAAAAUCAUGAGAGAUCAUCAUCAUCAUCAUCAUCAUUAUCUUAUCAUAAUUUCAAGAUACCAGUGGAUUCAGAGCACAAAGCCACUGAAUUUUGGCUCUUCUCAAUAGCACCACCACACAUGCGCUCCUUCCACCUCUCAUGGUUCUCCUUCUUCACAUGCUUUGUAUCAACCUUCGCGGCACCACCUCUUCUCCCUAUCAUCCGUGACAAUCUUAAUCUCACUACCACAGACAUCGCCAAUGCCGGCAUAGCCUCUGUCUCCGGCGCCGUCUUUGCCCGUCUUGCAAUGGGAUCUGCUUGUGACCUUGUCGGUCCUCGUCUCGCCUCUGCGUCUCUCAUACUGCUCACAACCCCUGCCGUCUUCUGCACAUCUAUCAUCAAUUCUCCGUCAACGUAUUUAAUUGUUCGGUUUUUCACUGGAUUUUCUUUGGCAUCAUUUGUAUCAACUCAGUUUUGGAUGAGCUCAAUGUUUUCAGCACCAAAGGUAGGUGUUGCCAAUGGGAUAGCAGGAGGUUGGGGAAACCUUGGAGGUGGGGCAACUCAAUUACUUAUGCCGUUACUUUACUCUUUGGUGCGUCAUAUGGGUAGCACAAAUUUUACUGCUUGGCGUAUAUCAUUUUUUAUUCCCGGGGUUAUACAGACAUUCUCUGCUAUUGCUGUGUUGGCAUUUGGCCAGGACUUACCAGAUGGGAACUUUAGUGUGUUGAAGAAGUCAGGAGAGAAGGUGAAAGAUGGUUUUGGAAGUGUUUUUCAACAUGGAGUGGAGAAUUAUAGAGGAUGGAUUUUGGCCUUGACGUAUGGAUAUUGUUUUGGGGUGGAGUUGACAGUUGAUAAUAUUAUUGCUGAGUAUUUUUAUGAUAGAUUUGAUCUUAAUCUUAAAACAGCAGGACUGAUUGCAGCGAGUUUUGGUCUGGCUAAUAUAAUAUCAAGACCUGGGGGUGGAUGGUUAUCAGAUAUUCUAGCAGCAAAGUAUGGUAUGAGGGGAAGGCUUUGGGGUUUGUGGGUUGUGCAGACAAUUGGUGGACUACUUUGUGUUUUGCUUGGACGGAUGAAUUCGCUCACUCCUUCUAUUAUUGUCAUGAUUUUGUUUUCUUUCUUCUGUCAAGCUGCUUGUGGUCUUACAUUUGGCGUGGUUCCGUUUAUCUCGAGGAGAUCAUUGGGAUUAAUUUCGGGAAUGACGGGAGGAGGUGGAAACGUAGGUGCAGUUGUGACACAACUUUUGUUCUUCAAAAGCUCCAAGUAUUCAAAAGAAACAGGAAUCACUCUCAUGGGAGUUAUGAUACUAUGUUGCACUCUACCUAUCAUGUUAAUCUAUUUUCCACAAUGGGGUGGAAUGUUCUGCGGCCCUUCUACUAAAGAGAACGCCACAGAGGAAGCUUACUACUCAUCUGAGUGGAGUUCAAAGGAAAAAGAAAAAGGGUUUCAUUUAGCAAGUUUAAAGUUUGCAAUAAAUAGUAAAAAUGAACGAGGUAGAUCAAGAAAGAAUUCUUUGCCUACAUUUCCAGUGGAUGGAAUGGCCACACCUGUUUGAUGAAAAAUACUAGCUUUAGUGUUGUUUCUCAAAUA
Messenger RNA from Dioscorea cayenensis subsp. rotundata (Guinea yam), 1691 nucleotides. RefSeq names its product high-affinity nitrate transporter 2.3. Lineage: Eukaryota; Viridiplantae; Streptophyta; Magnoliopsida; Dioscoreales; Dioscoreaceae. Gene Ontology annotation, molecular function: nitrate transmembrane transporter activity. The transcript has 2 exons. Gene Ontology annotation, biological process: transmembrane transport. The record is from RefSeq and is a predicted model, not a curated record. The coding region runs from base 61 to 1656 and encodes 531 amino acids.